CAGUCCGCUUGCCCUGUCGACCACAAGACCCGCGACGCCUGGAUCGAGCAGGCUCGUGAGGCCGAGGCGAAGAAGGCUCAGGCCCAAGCCCAAGCCCCAGCCCAGGCAAAGGCUGCUCCGCCUUCCGUGUGCCCCGUCGACCACACUGCCCGCUCCGAACCCAAGUCUUGGUCGCAGACGUUCUCAUCCUACAUACCCUGGGGCUCCUCGACUCCCACUGCCGUCCCUACUCCCACACAGCCUCCCCGCGGCGGCCUCGACACCGACCGAGCCGUGUCGACCAUCCCUCGAACAACCGGAACCUCGGCCGCAUGCCCCGUCGACCAUGGCGACGAUGCCCCUCCCAAGCCCGCGAACCACGAAAUGGAGACCGGGAUGGAUCCGUCUGGCAACUGGGUGUACCCGUCUGAGAAGAUGUUUUUCGAGGCGAUGAAGCGUAAGGGGUACGAUGCCAAGGUUGCGGAUAUGAAGACGGUGGUGCCGAUCCACAACGCCGUCAACGAGCGAGCUUGGAAGGAGAUCAAGGAGUGGGAGGCCCCGUACCUCACCGGCUCGAAAUGCGACGGCCCCAAGCUCGAGUCCUUCGCCAACAAGAUGGACCGCAUGACCCCGACCGCCCGCAUCAACACCAUCCUCGGCUUCACCGCGCCUUUCGACCGUCACGACUGGGUCAUCGACCGCUGCGGCACCCGCGUUGACUAUGUUAUCGACUUCUACGCCGGGCGACCAGACGGCAAGGGUGGACCAAGCUUCUAUCUGGACGUGCGGCCAAAGCUGAACACCUGGGAGGGCGUCAAGAUGCGGGCGAUGAAGUGGGCGUGGCUCGCCUAG
Ilyonectria robusta is the source of this 831-nucleotide messenger RNA. RefSeq names its product cytochrome c/c1 heme-lyase. The transcript is spliced from 2 exons. The record is from RefSeq and is a predicted model, not a curated record. Gene Ontology annotation, cellular component: mitochondrion. Lineage: Eukaryota; Fungi; Ascomycota; Sordariomycetes; Hypocreales; Nectriaceae. Gene Ontology annotation, biological process: cytochrome c-heme linkage. The annotation marks the transcript as partial. Gene Ontology annotation, molecular function: holocytochrome-c synthase activity.